CGAAGGCGUCGUGCGUAAAACGGUUUUCAUCCACGGAAGAACCCAGGAGCGCGCAGACCUGCAUGUCCUUCCUUCUCUCCAGGAACUAGUCGGAUCCAGUCUGGGUGAAGCGGACUUUUUGGUGCGAGAUAAUUGGAGGCUGAUGUGGGUUAAUGAUGCGGAAAUGCGGGUGGACAAACUCGGACGCGCUCGUCUCCGUGGAGUCCAGGUGCUGGACGAGUGAGCGAGAGGAGGACUAGACGGAGGAGAAGACACCGACCAGGGCACAGAGGGAGGGAGAGAGAGAGAGAGAGGAGGACAGAAAGGGAAAGGAAGGAGGUAAAGGUAGUGUUUUUGUAGGUUUUUUUUUAAAUCAUGGAGUCGGUGCAGAACUCGCAGGUCGUGGACAUGGUCGGGGAACACCCGGUCGGAGCGUGCGCCCUAGAGCGAGACCGAGACCGGGAUAGGGUGGACGUGUCCAGCCCCUGUCCGCCGACCAAGCAGAGGUCCCUAAGGGUGGUGUACGUCCUGAAUGACGGGAUGAAGUCGGUGAUGGCCAGCAGUCCGGAGUCUGGGGCGCUCCAGUGUCUGCAGAGAGCCUGUGACGCAGAGAGCGCACUGCUGACCACGGUGACGUUUGGAAGACUGGACUUUGGAGAAACAUCUGUCCUGGAUAGUUUCUACGAUGCAGACAUCGCCGUCGUCGACAUGAGCGACGUUUUUCGACAGCCCUCCUUGUUCUACCAUCUGGGUGUGAGAGAGAGCUUCGACAUGGCCAACAACGUCAUCCUGUACCAUGACACCGACCCAGACACGGCCCAGUCGCUGAAGGACAUGGUGGCACAGAAAAACACAGCUUCCAGUGGUAACUACUACUUCAUCCCCUACAUAGUGACUCCUAACCAUGAGUAUAUGUGCUGUGAGAGCGACGCCCAACGCAGGGCCAGCGAGUACAUGCAGCCCAGCUGGGACAACCUGCUGGGGCCGCUCUGCGUCCCCCUCAUGGACCGCUUCUCCAGCCUGUUGAAGGACAUCCAUGUCACAUCCUGCGCCUCCUUUAAAGACACCCUGCUGAAUGAUAUCAGAAAAGCGAGGGAGAAAUACCAGGGGGAGGAGCUUGCCAAGGAGCUUUCCCGCAUUAAACUCCGUAUCGACAACACCGAGGUUCUGACACAGGACAUCGUCAUGAACCUGCUGUUCUCCUACAGAGACAUACAGGACUAUGAUGCCAUGGUGAAGCUCGUGCAGACCCUGGAGAUGCUGCCCACUUGUGAUCUGGCAACCCAGCCCAUGAUCCAGUUCCACUAUGCCUUCGCUCUCAACAGGAGAAACAGUCCCGGCGACAGGGAGCAGGCCCUCGGAGUGAUGCUGCAGGUGUUGCAGUCCUGCGAACACCCGGCGCCCGACAUGUUCUGCCUCUGUGGACGGAUCUACAAGGACAUCUUUCUGGACUCAGACUGCAAAGACACCAAGAACAGAGACAAUGCCAUCCAGUGGUACAGGAAAGGGUUUGAGCUGCAGCCCACGCUCUACUCCGGCAUCAACCUCGCCGUCCUGCUCAUAGUUGCUGGACAACAGUUUGAGAGCUCCAUGGAACUGAGGAAAAUAGGUGUGAGGUUGAACAGUCUACUGGGGCGUAAAGGUUCGCUGGAGAAAAUGAAUAACUACUGGGACGUGGGCCAGUUCUUCACUGUUAGCAUGUUAGCGAGCGACAUUCCCAAAGCCACACAAGCUGCGGAAAAACUCUUCAAACUCAAGCCGCCGCUUUGGUAUUUGCGGUCAGUGGUGCAGAACCUGCAGCUGAUCCAGAGAUUUAAGAAGCAGAACAUUGAACAUUCCCCUCUGCGGGAAAGACUCAACUUUUGGAUGGACAUCAUCGUAGAGGCCACACAGGGCACCACCAAUCGACUGCGGUUUCCGGUGCUGAUUCUGGAGCCAACUAAGGUUUACCAGCCCUCGUAUGUGUCGAUUAACAACGAGGCGGAGGAGAAGAACGUCUCCAUCUGGCAUGUUUCUCCAGCUGAAACGAAGGGGAUCCACGAGUGGAACUUCACUGCAAUGUCCAUUAAAGGAAUUAGCAUCAGUAAAUUUGACGAGCGCUGCUGCUUCCUGUACGUCCACGAUAACUCGGACGACUUCCAGAUCUACUUUUCCACAGAGGAGCAGUGCGGUCGGUUCUGCUCUAUGGUGAAAGAGAUGAUAUCUGAUGGGACGGGGAAUGCUGCCGAGCUGGAAGGGGAAGGUGAAGGAGAUACACUCGAGUAUGAGUACGACACUAAUGAGACAGGCGACAGAGUGGUGUUGGGGCGGGGCACCUAUGGAGUGGUGUAUGCUGGGAGAGACCUCAGCAACCAGGUCCGAAUAGCCAUUAAAGAAAUCCCAGAGAGAGACAGCAGGUACUCUCAGCCUCUCCAUGAAGAGAUCGCCCUUCACAAGUACCUGAAGCACAGGAACAUUGUUCAGUAUCUGGGCUCAGUUUCCGAGAACGGGUACAUUAAGAUCUUCAUGGAACAAGUCCCCGGAGGAAGUCUGUCUGCGUUGCUGAGGUCCAAAUGGGGUCCGCUGAAGGAGGCCACAAUAAUCUUCUACACCAGACAGAUCCUGGAGGGGCUCAGAUACCUGCACGAAAACCAGAUCGUCCACCGAGACAUUAAGGGGGAUAAUGUACUGGUGAACACAUACAGUGGGGUGUUGAAGAUCUCUGAUUUUGGGACCUCUAAGCGUUUGGCAGGUGUCAACCCCUGCACGGAAACAUUCACUGGUACCCUGCAGUACAUGGCUCCAGAAAUCAUAGAUAAGGGUCCGAGAGGUUAUGGGGCCCCGGCUGACAUCUGGUCCCUGGGUUGUACAAUCAUAGAGAUGGCGACUGGGAAACCGCCUUUCCACGAGCUGGGAGAACCACAGGCGGCCAUGUUUAAGGUGGGCAUGUUUAAGAUCCACCCAGAGAUCCCUGAGUCCCUGUCGCUGGAGGCCAAGUCCUUCAUCCUGCGCUGCUUCGAGCCCGACCCCAACAAGAGGGCCAUCGCCUCCGACCUGCUCCGGGACACGUUCGUCAGACACGUCACCAAGGGCAAGAAGAGCAAGAUCGCCUUCAAGCCAUCAGACUACAUCCACAGCGUUUCCCUGCCCGUCCAGUUGCAGGGUGAGGCGGCCGGAAGCAGCAGCAGUGAACACGGCUCCGUGAGUCCGGACUGCGACUCGAAACACGACGUUUUCUUUCAGAAGAAGAAAAUCUCAGGCUCGGAGAACCUGCUGAAGCCCCCCAACUCCAACUACCUGAGCGUUCCCGACGAGGGUUCGGUGUCAGAAGACCGCAGCGCCCCCCCCUCCCCCGAGGACAAGGACGGAGGCCUGUUCCUGCUUAAGAAGGACAGCGAGAGACGGGCCAUUCUGUUCAAGGUCCUCAAUGAAGACCAGAACAAGGUCAUCUCCAACCUCAAGGAGAACCACAUCCAGGGCAGUGAGGAGCUCCAGCUGUCUGUCGAACACAUUAAGCAGAUUAUCUGUAUCCUCCGAGACUUCAUCCAUUCCCCAGAGCGGAGAGUCAUGGCAGCCACCAUCUCCAAACUCAAGCUGGACCUGGACUUUGACUCCACCUCCAUCAACCAGAUCCAGCUGGUGCUCUUUGGCUUCCAGGACUCGGUCAAUAAAGUCUUGAGGAACCAUCAUAUUAAACCCCACUGGAUGUUUGCUAUGGAUAACAUCAUCCGCAGAGCUGUCCAAGCUGCCAUUACCAUCCUCAUACCAGAGCUCCAGACCCACUUCGGCCCAGCGUCAGAGUGUGAAGGAGCCGAAAAGGAAGACGAGGUGGAUGAGGAAGAAGUAGAAUAUGGGCCUGUGUUAGCGCCUACAGCUGAUGACUCUGGGACGCCAGCCGAUCCCAGUGCUGGUGCAGUGAGCACUCUAAACUCCGCCCACACACAGGAGCAUCAGCGAACACAUCAUCAGCUGGGUGUACAGCUGGGACGGCUCAAACAGGAGACCAACAGGCUGUUGGAGGAGCUACUUCAGAAGGAGAAGGAGUACCAGCAGGUCCUGAAGGCAACGCUGCAGCAGAGAGCACACGAUCUGGAGCUGGUCAGAGUCCGGCACAGACCCCCAGACAUCCCACCUCCGUCCAUCUUCCACAUCCCAGCGGACCACGAGCCGGACAAGCAGCUCACUGAUUGGCUGAAAGAGCAGGGAGCGGAUCCUGACACUAUAGAUAAGUUUGUGCUGGAGGAGUACACACUAACUGAUAUUCUCAACGAUGUCUCCAAAGAUGACCUCCGCUGUCUACGUCUAAGGGGCGGAGUCUUGUGCCGUAUCUGGCGGGCCAUUCAACGGCACCGAGAGCGAGAGAGGCUGAGGAGUCACGAACACUCAGAGGACGACGCGUGACGGGGGAAAGAUGGAGGACUCUGUUUUGCAGAAACAUGCACACGUCCACACACUGCCGGCCUGUCCUCUCUGCUUUAUAUGAAGUGUCUCAGUGCCUUUUCACGUUUCAUUAAGACUUGAUUCGACCAAAGCACUAGUGCUGGCACUACUAUAUGUAUCUGUAUCUGUGUUAUGUGUUUAAUGCAGCUUCGUAAACAUGAGCACAUUCACUUCAAAUCUGUAAAUCACUACAGACUUCUUGGGUGAUUGGAUAUCUGAUUUUUUUUUUUUUUAGAGUAAACAGGGUAUGCACAUUGGUAAGCGGUUUAGUUAUGCGGUCAUAUUUUUGCUUAUAUCGCUUCACGUUCUAUAACAGAGAACACUCCAUUUAUUCUACUGUAUUAACAACAUAAACAUCUGAGAGGGGUUUAAAAUCUAAAUGUCUGAUACUAUAAUUUCAUGAAAACUCAUUUUGCAGGACAUCUAUGGUACCGUACUUUCCGGGCUAUAGGGCACACCUGACUAUAAACUGCACCUGAGUAUAAGCCACACCCACCAAAUUUUAAAAGAAAAAAAUAUUUGUACAUAUAUAGGCCACACCUGACA
Messenger RNA from Sphaeramia orbicularis (orbiculate cardinalfish), 4944 nucleotides. RefSeq names its product mitogen-activated protein kinase kinase kinase 15 (gene map3k15). The transcript is spliced from 29 exons. Gene Ontology annotation, molecular function: MAP kinase kinase kinase activity; ATP binding. Lineage: Eukaryota; Metazoa; Chordata; Actinopteri; Kurtiformes; Apogonidae. Gene Ontology annotation, biological process: cellular response to stress; MAPK cascade; protein phosphorylation. The record is from RefSeq and is a predicted model, not a curated record. The coding region runs from base 355 to 4359 and encodes 1334 amino acids.